This is a messenger RNA of Henningerozyma blattae CBS 6284, 1437 nucleotides long. RefSeq lists its product as uncharacterized. The transcript has a single exon. NCBI's taxonomy places the organism in Eukaryota, Fungi, Ascomycota, Saccharomycetes, Saccharomycetales, Saccharomycetaceae. The coding region runs from base 1 to 1437 and encodes 478 amino acids. The record is from RefSeq and is a predicted model, not a curated record.
AUGAACGAUACGUGCUCUGCUGCACUCGAUGACUUCUACUGUUCACGCCCACGCACACUUCAUGUGAUGCCUGUUGGACGUCUUUCAAUUUCAAACCCUAAUUCUAAUGUUGAUUUACGCAAUUUAAACCUCAAGAAUAUUCAUGUGAAUGGCAAUAUGGAUUAUAGAAACAAUAUGACUUUAAUCACUAGAAACAUUUUCAAUGCCAAAUUCAAUAAGAGUUUUGAUGGAACUUUAUUGAAUAGCUAUCAAAAGAAAAAAAUCGAUGGACUGAUCAAGCUGUCCAAUAGUAAUAGCAACUCUUCAAACAGUUUGACAUUACAAGACAAUGAUAACACAUGCUAUACGCUUAGAAGGUCACAACAAAGUGGUGGUCGUGUUUCUCGUAAUAGUAGUGUAUGUAACUUCCAUCUCAACUCCGAUUCCGAUUCCGAUUCCGAACGUGAUUUGAGCGAUAGCCGGAUGGACAGCCGACUCCUUUCGGCCGACGACAUCGGCGAACUGGGACUUGGCUCGGAUUGUUUGACUGAUUUGGAUACUGCGUCCGACUCCGAAUCCGAAUCGCCCGAUAUGAUGCUUUCCAAGACUGUUGCAAGAGCAGGGGUAAACGAACCAACUAAUGUUACUACUGCUACUCCUGCAGACACUAAUACCGAUUACAACAAGAAUAACAAUUCUAGUUCUAAUGGAUUCCAUUUUCUGGGGUUCAAGAACGUAGCUAGACCCAAAAGUUAUGAUAGUGAUGUCAGUGGUGAUGAAGAGGAAGAGGAAGAGGAAGAGGAAGAUGAGAAAUCUCAAAUCUUUAUAGAGGAGGAGGAAGUACAGCCUCGUAAACGUGUAACUACAUAUACUUUGAGUAGCUCAAACAAUGAAGAUGCAGAUGUUGAAGAAGAGGAAGAAGAUUUGUUGAUGGAUAUCUCGGAGGAUUUAUUACAGUAUUAUUCGGAUGAUGAGCUUUCGAAUGAUGAUACUAAUGAAACAUUAUUAUUCCCCGACAAGGAUUCCGACGAGGAAAGUGAAUCGGACUUAACUUCAAAUCGUUUGUAUUGCCUAGAUGAUUUGGAUGAAGAAUGGUUGAAUUUCUAUAUAAAUCACGAGCUGGUCUCGAAAAAGGAUAAACCACUCUCUUCUUCCACUUCAUCCAACGACACCAUCAAAGGAGUGGCUUUGAGAUGUAAUGAACCUUGUGAGUUGCUAGACGACUCGUGUUGUAAUAAUCUUUGGAAAGUACGUAGGUGUAGAGAUCAAAAGACCGGAUAUAUCCCUGCAGAUUAUUUGGAAACUCGUCAAGAACGUCUGGCACGUCAUAACGCCUGGAAAAAUGCAAGAGCAAGUAUGUGUUAUUGUGAAUCGGAUAUGGAUACUCCAAUCAUACAAAAGAAAAAUACAGGACGUGUUAGGUUCACCAUGGAUCCUAUCGCUAUAAACAAACAGUAA